Brassica rapa (field mustard) is the source of this 6300-nucleotide messenger RNA. Its product is annotated as mitogen-activated protein kinase kinase kinase 18. The record is from RefSeq and is a predicted model, not a curated record. Lineage: Eukaryota; Viridiplantae; Streptophyta; Magnoliopsida; Brassicales; Brassicaceae. Gene Ontology annotation, molecular function: ATP binding; protein kinase activity. Gene Ontology annotation, biological process: protein phosphorylation; signal transduction.
UGGCACAGUAAUCUUAAUCAUAUCCUCCUAGAGAUUACCACCUUGUGUCCUAAAGCGCAACAUUAUAGAGACAGAGUCAAGUCUCCAAGAAUAAACAACAAAUUCAGAAACCAAAAAAAAAAAUAAACACCCUGUGUGUCUCUCCAAAUGCGGUCUAGAAAAUAUUAUAAAAACCUUGUGAACAUCAGUCUAAUUAACCUUUCCUUAAGAUUAUUAACUAUUCUUGCCAGUAAAUACCAACACGCCUUUUGUUGACCUAUGAGAAAGAAUUAUAACAACCUUAUGACCAGCAUCCACACAAUGAAAAUCAUCCUUUAAAAAUGUUAUUUGUUAAGGUAGAGAGAUCAGACUUUGUCACAGCACAAUGAAAUGGUCUAAGCUGGUCAAGAAGAUUCUAAUGCAACGUUGGUUGAUGCAUGUAUGUAUAUGAGGGAAGUUAGUUCAGAGGCAUCUUAAACUAAAUUUGUCUCCUAUGAUAGGCCUUUUAAUUUGUAUCAAAUGCUGAUAUCUACAACUUUUCUUUUGCUAAUCCAGCUCAUGGGAAGAGGACACUUACUCUUUGUUCGUGUCCCAUAUGGUAUUAGACACACAAUAAGGAGACACAAAGUGAAAGUUGGAUGAACGUCUAGGAAGCUAGAGAAAGAAUGUCAUUUGUAAGUUUCAACUUGUUAGCUAUCUCAAAACUAACUAUCACUUUCAUUAUCCUCAACAAACUCGCACGUCACUUGGUUCAAUCUCUACAGCUUCCUUUAUCGUUUAUCCCCAAAGUUGUAUCCACAUUUUCACCAAUUUUAAUCCCACAAAUUGCUUAUGCAGCAGAAGCCCUGGAAUAAAAACCACAAAAAGAGUUACAGAUGGAAUGCAAAUUCUCGGAUAAAAGGUAUAAUUGAUACCGGAGUCUCUAGUUCGGGAGAUUUUUCUAUCAAAUUGGAUAGCAAUUUCCAAUAUUCGUCCUUAUCAAUUUUCAAAAUGUCGAGUAUUCAGGUUCUAUAAGAAAGCAAAUUUAACAUGAGUCUACGUCAACAAUCAAAGCAUGCAAACAUUGCAAGUUUGCAACACAUAUAUAGCAUCAAACAAGAUAAAGCAAAAAAGGAAAGAGUUUUUUUUUUGGAAACUAAAAGAGGAAAGAGAGAAGAGAGGUAGAGGCUCAGGAGAUUGCAUAUCUUACCUUAUGAUUUCUCAUAAGUUUUCUCUUCAUUAUCGAACACCUCUAUAGGCGUCUGUCUGAAAGCAAGAUCGAGAGGUGCUUCUAGAAGGUGACUCCAUAUUUCCUUUUUUCAAUAUAUAUAAUACUAGGGUUUCUUUUUCCUUUCUUGCUAGUCUCUACGUAACUCGACUCUCUAGAGGGUUUAUAAAUAUUAACUAACAUACACAAAGAACGAAAACCAUCAACAUUAAUCAGAGCGACUCGAUCACGAAAACAUGCGACGUUACAGAAAGAAACCAAAGAUCGAUCAGCCCAAACCCGAUACGAAAUUCAUCAAGUCUCUAGGAAAGGGUACGUACGGCUCCGUAGAUCUCUUCAGCUACACAAAAGACGACGGCACAACGUUCCACAACGCCGUCAAGACCUCCGACUCCGAAGAUUACAGCUCUAUCGAGAGAGAGUUUCGUGUCCUCACCGAACUCAGAGGAUGCCAAGGAGUCGUGCAAUCUUUUGGUAACUCUCUGAUUCAAGAAACCGAUUCCAACGGAAAGAAAGUCUACAAGAUGGCCAUAGAGUACGCAGCUGGUGGUAACUUAACCGAGUUCCUCCGCGUAAACCGAAGAUUAUCGGAUCCGGUUAUCAAAGACUUCACUCGGAUGAUUCUACAAGGAUUGGUUUCGGUUCACGAUCACGGUUACGUCCAUUGCGAUCUUAAACCGGCGAAUCUCCUUCUCUUCCCACGUUACGAUCAAGAAACAUGGUAUUGUUCGUACGAGUUAAAGAUUUCGGAUUUUGGGUUGACGGUUAAGGCAGGAGAUGAGUCUGUCUGUUGGGAAGCUAGUUCUCCUUUUGUCGGAACGCCUCUAUACAUGUCUCCAGAGUCGGUCCGAGACGGUACCACCGUUGAGAAAACCCUAGAUUUGUGGUCGUUGGGUUGCGUGGUUUUGGAGAUGUAUAACGGUAAGCAUCCAUGGUUAGGGGUUUGUGUUGAUGAUAUAAAGUCUCGUUUAUUGGGUGGAAUCGCACCGGAGAUUCCAGAGAGUGUUCCUUGUGACGCACGGUUGUUUAUGGAGAAGUGUUUCGCAAGGGAACAUGGAGAGAGAGGAAGCGCUUCGGAGUUGUUGUUGCAUCCGUUUUUGAACGGGGAGAGGAAGGUGGAUGAUGACGCCGCCGGUGGAGUGAGGAGGAGGGUAGGGUUGAGAAUCAGAAAACCUCCGUCGAGGUUUGAAGAUAUUACAACACAUGGGCCGAAACAAAAGGCCCGUUCAAGAAAUGGCCCAUUAUAAAGCUUAUGGUAAAAUCACCAUAGGAAUCACCUUUGUUUUGGUUGACAUUAUAAGCUUACCAGUAACCAGUGUAUAUCUUAUAUCAAUAAAAAUUGACAUGAACUUGUGUAUACCAGACUCAUUUUCCACGCACGAGGCUUGUAAUAUUAAAAAAAUAUUAUAAAAGUUUAUGUUUCCUUUCUUGAAUUUUGUUUGUUUUAAAAAGAAAGAAAAUGGACAAGGGGCCGGAGACAUAACAUAAUGUAGAGAAGUUCCCCACAUACAUCGUUAAACCAUCAUCUGAAAAGAUGCUUUCACUAUAUUGUAAUUGUUACAUAUAUAGAAUAUUCAUAAAUGGUGGUCCAUAUAAAAGAAACAAGACCCAUAUCAGUUUCAGACAAUAAUGAUAAUCACUAACCCACCAAAGCUUAGACCUUCCAAAAGCUAAAAUAAUCGCAUUUGUAUGUAAUUAUAUUUUUAUUGACAUUUCGCAUAUGUACACAAGUUUAGAGAGCUUAUUGUCUUCAUAUGUUGCUGUCAUUGCCUAUGUAUAGCUUACUCAUUCAAUCAUUUUUCUUUCCUAACGCCUAUUUUCAACUCUCUUUUAUAUUAUUUGUAUCCCAUUCUGUGACACGUUGAAAAAUUAACGUCAAUCUGAUCUCAAUCAAUUUUAUAGCUGUUGACAAAAAAUAUUGUUAAACAAUGGCGGGUGGAACAUCAAACGUUGUCCCAGAGGUUAUAGCUAAUAACAGAAAUAAGACAAGGUUAUUACGUUUUUUCAUGCUGAAUUUCAAGAUUUGGGUCGGUUGAUGCUGAUUUGUAGAGUAUUAUGGUUAAUUAUGAACUCAUUCGUAUGUUCAGAUACAUUAUAUUUAUUAGUAAAAAAGAACAAUUCUCCCACAAAAAUGAAUCCUCUUCGUAAUGUGUAAUGAAGAUCAUACCGUGAGGUAUUUGAUUGACCAUGGCGUUAUUGUAUAUAAGAAAUAAAAAUGAGUUUGGUGAAUUCGAUGAAAUGAUGGAGAGUUAGUAUAGAUUGUUUAACACUGAAAGAGACCAGUGAGCUCUUCAUGUUGUUUUCAACUCCACUUGCAUUUGUUCUGUAGCUAUUAAUUUUGGGCUUCCUCUCAUUCUUUAGUUCUGUUUUCUUCUACUUAAAAUAAAAUAUCUUCCAUCAUGUAUUUCCUAUAUUACUUUGAAGUUUGGUCCUUAUAUAUAGCUGAACAUUGUGAGGUCACAUACAAGGAAAAGGACAAGAUAUGCUUGUCCCUCAAAAUCUAGUCUUUUUUUUCAUCUUCCAUAUAUUUAUUAUCUUUAAUUAUUGCUGGCCAAACAAUUCACCAAUUUUUUUUUUGAAACUUACCAAUUUUUUUUUUGAGAAAAAAAAUAAUAAGGAGAGAAUUUGCAUACAUAUAUGUAUGUAAGAGUGGAGGAGUUGAAUCCAAGAUAUGGAUGUGAAGGCAAGAAAGUGAGAGAUAUGGUCCCCUCAACAAAAGCCAUUAAAUCUCUGAGCAUAUGACUGUGACUUUAAUGGCAAAGCAAAGAGGUUUGCAUUUGCAUGAUUCAAUGAAGGGUUGCUGUUAGGGUUUGGGAGAUUUGUGGGCUUUUAAGUGCAUGUUUUUUGUGUGGUUCAAAUGCCAUUCAUGGGACACAAUUACAUUUUUUUUGAUUUUUUGUUGUAGAAAGUUUUUCCUACAUUUUAUAUUACUAGAAAAAGAUUCGAAAAUACUAAAACAUUCUUAUUAAUUUACACUAUUUACUUAGACGCUUAAAAUCACUUAUCAAAUCCCUGGGAUAGUUCUUUAAUAUAAUUUGAAAUUUUAAAACCGCAUGUUAGGUUUAAACAGGGUUUAUUUGUUGAAAAAUAAAGAGAUGUGGACUCCUCAUGUGAGGUCCAAAAUCUGCAAAGUUAUGUAUGUAAAUUAAUGUAGUUUGGGACCAGUACUUCGCAUGGACAUUGCCAUAGUUGAAUUUAUUUCCGUUCUUACAAUACGUUUUGAUUAGUCAGAUAUCACAUACACGUUAUGUGAAUAAGUGAAUUUCUGUAAGGAAGUCACUCUAAAACAACCUUUUUAGGGGGAAUCCAUCUGCAAAUUUUUUUUGAAAAAGAACAUUUUUUAAAACGCUUACACCAACUGCUUUACAAUUUUAUAACUGAUGAUUUUUUUCUUUAUCAUUCCACAAUGACCUGAUACAUAUGUAUACAAUGAAAAAUAACAGAAAACUAGCUAGUUAUUAAUAUCUGAUCUAAGUUCUUGUUUGAAUUAUGACAGUACAUACGUAGAAGAAUGUUGCGAAUUGAGAUUAAGAAGUUUAAGAGUAUGCUAUGAAACAUUUAGUAACUUGAUUUUUUUUUGUUCUUUUAGAAGUAUAACUACCUAAGGUGUAAUUAUAGUUUAUGCUUAUAAAUAUAUCAUAAGCUAUAAAAGAGCGCAUAUAAUUGGGGUUCUUGUUCGUAGAUAAUCGGUGGGAAUCGUUAUGUUUGUUGCUAUUGUACAUUCAGGAGGUUUUAUCAAGCGGUAUCCUAACUAGCUAGUAACAACAGUUAAGAAUUUUGUUUUGUCAACGUAACAGCAUGAUUAGAUUAAAAGAGCUAUGUUUUAGAAUGGAUAAAAUUCCGUCUAUAAUUGUGUAUUCAACUUUGUUUAAUCAAUACACUUAGUAGUAAUACAAAUUAUUUAACAUUGCGUACAUUCAUGACCAAAAUUUUACAAAAGGGAACCAGGAAAAAUAAUACUAGUGGACUGAAAAAUUGAAUAAUUCGUACAACGUAUCGAAUUUUGAGUGUGUAGAUAAAACAUAAAGGGAAUAUAUAGUUCAAAAUGAAGAAGACGACGUGGACCAAAUUUUGCCGGAUGAUCGUGUUGAUAAGUGUCAACAGGUUACAUGCAUUGAUGAGUGGACGAGAUCUCUACAAAUAAAGAUUCAAUCUUUGGUUUAAUUAUCUGGUGAUAACAUGAACUAGUUGGUUAUUAAUUAGCAUCAUUCAAUGAUCAUGUAGAAGGACCACCCCUCUCUCUGUGUGUAAGAUCAUCUUUGCAUCAGUGAGACAAAACAUCCAAGAGUGUAAAAUGCUGGUCCUUGAGAGAGAAGAUCUCUCUUUAAUUAGGUCUCCGUCUGACUCUCUCCUCUUUCUCUAUUAAUCUAUUAGUAGUAAAAUUCAUGUACUUAUACGUAGACUUAAUAAUAACCAAAUAGCUAGGGUCCAUGGUAUAAAAGAGUACAUACCUAACUUCACCUUGCUAGUGAUCUCUUACCUAUAAACUCUCACUCUUUUUAGUUCAACCCAUUACUCACCAUGACCCCAUUUCAUCUGCUAACGAUCAAUUUGGUAAGCUUUUUUGCCUUCCUUGCAACAUUUUCGGGAAUCACUUUUAGGAAACAGCUAACAGAAAAGGAGAUAACUUUGCAAAAGGAGAACUUAUUGGAGUUUUAAGAGAAGAAAUGUAUGCGUGAUUGGGUAGGGAAGUGAAUAAUUAAAGAGACCUCUCAUUUAUCCGGCCAUUUUUACCAUAUAAAUUUAUUAUUUCCGUAGAACAAAGCUUACUCACCGUGACACGGCACAUGACAUAACCAUACAUCAUAGAUUCAUACAUAGUAAGCUACUAUUUAAACACAUUAUGUUACAUACAAUACCAAAGAUACACAAGAUAAAUGUGUAUUCCUAAUACUACAUACAUAUCCACGUAUCAGUGCCUAGUAUACAACCAUAACCCGAUAUCCGGCGCAGAAUAAAUAAGAGCACCUCCAAUGAUAGUAUUAGGAGGAAUUCUUAGUAUUUAAAGAAAAAAAAAGAAAUUAAAAGAAAAAAUGUGCUUUUAAGAAACUAUGUGAUACUAAAAAGACACAUAUCAUUCAAAUAGAUGAUUAACUAGUUUAAUGAAAAUAAAA